UUACGGUUUGGAUUGUUCUCGUGUUUGUCCCUUUCCUAAUUAUGGAGACAACUGCAUAAAAAGGUGUGGAUGUGAAGCACAAAUAUGCCAUUUCGCACGUGGCUGUGUCCUUCAUACAGAUUAUGGAAAAUUGAAUUCGAUGCUUACAACAAAAACAAUACCAUCAGUUUUUGGGGAUUUUGAUAAAAAGGAGAACUCGACUCACCUCAUAGAAGCAAAUAUCAAAGUCAUUUUUUCUACCACUUUUGCUUCUCGGGGCUUUGAGAAAUACAAAAACAGGAAUGAAAAUAACAACAACUUUCAAUUUCCUAUUCAAAUUGGUAUUGCCUCUAUUCUUCUUUUCUUUUUGCUUCUUGUAUUUGCGCAUUUCAUUAAGAAAUUAGUAAGGAGACAGAAAACAAAAGGAAUCCAAACGCUUAAACCAAAAGAUUUUUCAAGUGAAUCAGAUCAUUACCAUAGCUUAGGUAACAUCGAGCAGAGCUACCCACUGCACCAUGAUAACGAUGUAGUUUUUGAUGGGGUCGCUGAAGUAAAAAUCAAAUAUGAUACUGAAACGAAAACAUUUAAGGUUGGGUUCCAAACAAAACAGUCAAACCAAGAAGGAAGAAACCGGGGAGCUGCUUUUGACAUUAUGAAAUCAGCUGAUACAAUAAAAUUGAAAGAAUGCUGCUCACUUCCUGUUGCCAAUGUCAACAUGAAUAUGGCAUACAUGUCCCCUGAGAGCAUCGAAGAGCAAUUACCUCUUAUUCCUCACCCCCAAAAUGAAUCAAAGAGGAAAGACGAAGAUUUUGGGAAUCCAUACCUUAUAGCUGUUAAAGAUGACUGAAAUAAUACCGUAAUGAAACACCCCGAAAUUUAUUCUUUUUUUCCUAAACAAUCACUUUUUAUUUUUAAAAUCAUUUACUUGUCUUAUAAUGCCAUGAUAUUUUUGGUGCAUGAAGAAAGGAAAUAUCGAUAUCAUAGAAAAUGGAAACGUGAUUUGGGAAGGGUUGGCGGUGAUAGCAGACGAAAUGAUUAAGGAGGAUAAAGGUUACAACUUUGGUUGCGUUUUCUAUAACCUUUCGAAAUUGUUCUCGUAAUAGUGAUAUUUUGUGGUUUCCACUUCAUAUUCUUAUCAUUAAGGAUAUCUUGUGAUAUUACCUCAGUAAUUUGCUACAGGCUUGAAAAUACAAAUAUAUUUAACUCCUGUGACAUAUGAACAUUUUCAGAAAUUCAUUUCAAAUUUCAUAAAAGGAUUAGCUUCUUCGUACUUCUAUACCGGCUUAAAAAUACUGAUAUAAAAUAAAUUGCAAAAUAA
Molecule: messenger RNA, 1297 nt
Organism: Saccostrea cuccullata (small rock oyster)
Lineage: Eukaryota; Metazoa; Mollusca; Bivalvia; Ostreida; Ostreidae
Exons: 2
Coding region: 140-826 (228 amino acids)
Source: RefSeq, a predicted model, not a curated record